Messenger RNA from Clavispora lusitaniae ATCC 42720, 1860 nucleotides. RefSeq names its product SAGA complex subunit. Gene Ontology annotation, cellular component: SAGA complex; nucleus. The record is from RefSeq and is a predicted model, not a curated record. Gene Ontology annotation, molecular function: protein binding. NCBI's taxonomy places the organism in Eukaryota, Fungi, Ascomycota, Pichiomycetes, Serinales, Metschnikowiaceae.
AUGUCGAUGGACGAGGAUCUUUUCAACGUCGCCGAAAAUGAGGAUAGCGUGCUAGAGGAGGAUAUUGAAAACUCUGAUAUGGAUAUGGAGGAUGCUGGCGGCGACAUGGAACUAAGUCAAAAUGGAGAGGAACAAGAUGAACAAGAUGAAGAAGAAGAGGACGACGAAGAGGACGAGGAAGGUGAGGAGGGCGACGAUGGAGAAGAAGGUGAAGAGGGUGAAGAGAAUGAAGACGAAGGGGAUGAAAAUGAGGAUGAAAACGAUGACAAUAAUGAGGAAAGAUCCAUCAAUGAAGAUGUGGACAUGGAUAAAGAAAAGCUGACACAAGCAACGGAAAAUGAUGAAAAUGGCACUAAGGCCCUGUCAGCUCAAAAUGUACAUAAAUCUGCCAGCGAGGUUUUGAAAGAGACACAUGAUAACCAAACGUUACGGGAAAAGAUUAUUGCGGGAAUGAAGAGUGCGUCCGACUUUGAUAUUGUACCAGUUGUGGCAAUCCCAUAUGCUCAACAAUGCCACGCCCUAGCAAUUUCUGAUGGCCCGAAGUGGAUCUUGACUGGAGGAGAAGAUGGAUUCAUCCGCAAAUAUGAUUUCACAGCUUCCAUAGAGGGAAAAGCACCGCUAACAGUUGCACAGAAGCACAACUUGAUGGAUAGUAUUACAAAAGCGGGUGCAAUUGGUUCCUAUUGGGAGAACGAGCAGCCGCUCACUAAAAGACAGAUCUUGAACGAAAACCCCAAACUUAAAGAAAGUGAUUUCAUAGCUGGGUCUGCGGCCUAUGAACCAAAGGUAAAUCCCGUUUACUCGCUAGAUGUAGAGCGCAACGGGUAUUGGUGCUUAUCAGGGUUGCUAUCUGGAGGUAUCUCAUUGUACACUAUGAUUUAUAAUGAGGGUGUUAUUCACCAUUAUUUUCCACAUUGCGCCAAGAAGACAAAUGAACAGUCGAUUAUGACUGGCCAUCUGGAUGCUGUUUCAGUCAUCAAGCUAAAUUUUGUUCAGAAUAAAUUUCUUUCUGGCUCUUGGGAUAAGUCAAUUCGAGAAUGGGACUUGAACACAGGAAAAGUGGUAAAUUUAUUCAAGGGAAGUACCGGCCAAAUAUCACAGAUCCACUACAGGCCACAGGGAGUGGUAGACAUCUCAUUCAAUCCAGAUACGGAAACAGCUGAGAACCAAAGUGAUGUUGAUUCUCUCUUCGGAGACAGUGAUGGAGAGGAUAAUGAUAAAAGUAACGACAAUGACGAAAACACUAGCAUUUCCAACAUCAAAUCAAACACUUCGAAAAACAAGCUUUCUACAAGUGACUCCAUAUUCAUGUCUUCGAGCAUUGACGGCACAAUCAACAUUUGGGAUGCGAGAGUGUCUGGCACUAAUGCAGUUCUCAAGCUUGGAGUUCCAGAAGGGGUUCCUCCUUGGUGCAUGUCUGCGAUGUGGUCAAAUGAUGGUGAUAAACUCUAUGUGGGCAGACGAAACAGCACAGUCGAAGAAAUAAAUAUUAGAAUGCCUCAUGCACGAGGAAUUGGUUCCACUAUGAUACCAAAUGUCCUGAAGCGUCUUCAAUUUCCUAAAAUCUCGGGACCAGUCACAGCGUUGCUGACCAUGCCUAACGAUUCCUUUCUUCUCUGCGGCUCGAAUGAUAACAUUAGAUUAUAUAAUCUUGGGUUGUAUGAUGAUUUUAACCUGGAAGCAACAACCAAAAAGAGAGCUACACCAUUCUUGGUUAUACCUGGUCACCAUGGAGGUGUGUUGAGCAAUCUACGUGUUGAUGAUACUGGCAGGUUCAUGAUCAGCACAAGUGGAAACCGAGGUUGGGGUCAUUCUUCGUAUGCUGACGUGGUCUUGGUAUAUUCCAUCGAUCACGACUAA